This is a messenger RNA of Plasmopara halstedii, 216 nucleotides long. RefSeq lists its product as uncharacterized. Lineage: Eukaryota; Oomycota; Peronosporomycetes; Peronosporales; Peronosporaceae. The transcript is spliced from 2 exons. The record is from RefSeq and is a predicted model, not a curated record. The coding region runs from base 1 to 216 and encodes 71 amino acids.
AUGUCGUCGGCAGGGGCCUUGAAGAUUCUUCGCGACGGCGAGCAGCAUCAACAGCAACUAUAUCACGACGGAUUUUUCCUGAUCAAUUUUCUCAAAUGGGGCCGGCCGACAGACGUACCAGUUAAGAGACUGUGCGCGGGCCUGAAAUUUAAGGCUGGUGCGACUGCCGAGGGUUGGAAAAAUUUCGGGAAAUUAAUAUUUUAUAAGGAAACUUGA